This is a messenger RNA of Choloepus didactylus (southern two-toed sloth), 162 nucleotides long. Its product is annotated as phorbol-12-myristate-13-acetate-induced protein 1-like. Gene Ontology annotation, cellular component: mitochondrion. Gene Ontology annotation, biological process: apoptotic process; release of cytochrome c from mitochondria; DNA damage response. The record is from RefSeq and is a predicted model, not a curated record. Bases 1 to 162 code for a protein of 53 amino acids. Lineage: Eukaryota; Metazoa; Chordata; Mammalia; Pilosa; Megalonychidae. The transcript has a single exon.
AUGCCUGGGACGGAGCGUAAGAACGUGCAGCCGAGCAGUGUGCGGACUCCGGCAGAGCUCGAGGUUGAGUGUGCUAUUCAACUCAGGAGAAUUGGAAACAAUCUGAAUUUCAGGCACAAGCUUCUGAAGCUGAUAGCCAAACUGUUCUGCUCAGGAACCUGA